This is a messenger RNA of Lobosporangium transversale, 660 nucleotides long. RefSeq names its product O-methyltransferase. The transcript is spliced from 2 exons. The coding region runs from base 1 to 660 and encodes 219 amino acids. Lineage: Eukaryota; Fungi; Mortierellomycota; Mortierellomycetes; Mortierellales; Mortierellaceae. The record is from RefSeq and is a predicted model, not a curated record. Gene Ontology annotation, molecular function: O-methyltransferase activity; S-adenosylmethionine-dependent methyltransferase activity.
AUGGUUCAAGGCCAGUUCCUUCAAUUCCUUAUGAAGAUAACCAGACCUCAACAUGUGCUUGAGCUGGGAUGUUUCAUGGGAUACAGUGCCAUGGCCAUGGCCGACGGCAUGCCUGUAGGCUCUACUCUGUACACUUGUGAGAUUGACUCCAAAGCUGCAGAGCUAUCUCAAGAACUGUUCAAGGAGCAUGGCUAUCACUCUUCUUCUAAUUCUGCCAAUAUACAGCUGUUGAAAGGCCCUGCCAUGAGCAGUUUACAAGAACUAGCCAAGAAAAACAUCAAGUUUGAUGCUAUAUUUCUUGACGCUGAUAAAGGAGGCUACAUCAAGUACUAUGAUUUCAUUAUGGAUAACGACAUGUUAGCCGAGAACGGUUACAUCCUCGCAGACAAUACCCUCUACUAUGGCCUAGUUCUGGACGCGGAUAAGAGACACAAAGCUACUGGUUCCACUGCUGCUGCUUCUGAUGUUGACACCACUGCUACUACAAAGCCAUCAUUAACUCUUUCACAACAAUCCAUAAAAUUCAAUGAUCCAGCCUACAAGCAAGCUGUCGGGGAUAAGAUUGAUAAAUUUAACAAACAUGUCGUCAAUGAUCCUCGUGCAACCGUGGUCCUUCUACCUGCAUUCGAUGGCUUGGGGAUCAUCAUGAAAAAGAAGUAA